AAUGACGAAGGCACUCCUGAGCACAGGCCUCCUCUUGGCCCUGCUUUCUCCAGCAUUACCUCAGAACUGCAGGUAUGUGUAUAACAGGACUGGACUGACAUAUAAUGACUAUAUAAAAAUACCCUGUAACUUCAAUCAAGAUUCCUGUGUUGCCAGUGUUCUACGUACAAAUAUAAAAAAUGCAGGAAAACCCCAAGUGCAACUUUUGAAUAAUUGCUUGCUGUCCAGAUCCUGUUCUUCAGGCCAUUACAGCUUCACUACAGCGGAUGGUAAAUUCUUUGAGAUGAAGAAGCGCUGCUGCAACACUGAAAUGUGUAACAAUGCAACUCUCAGCCUUCCUGAUCACAACAUGCUGGCUGAAAAUGGUCUGCAGUGCCCAUCCUGCUUCUCUGAAGGAGAUAAAAUGUGUAAAAGCGAGAAGACGGUCAACUGCCUUGAUAAUGAGACCCAGUGUCUUCAAUUUAAAGGACUUCUUAUUUCCGGACGUGGGACCGCCACUAGCCUCUAUGACUAA
This is a messenger RNA of Lacerta agilis (Sand lizard), 514 nucleotides long. Its product is annotated as phospholipase A2 inhibitor and Ly6/PLAUR domain-containing protein-like. The coding region runs from base 2 to 514 and encodes 170 amino acids. Lineage: Eukaryota; Metazoa; Chordata; Lepidosauria; Squamata; Lacertidae. The record is from RefSeq and is a predicted model, not a curated record. The transcript has 5 exons.